CUCCCGGAAGAAACCCGCCCAUUCAAAACCCACCCAAAAACUCCUCCCCAACCAAACCCCCCAAAAAACCCCCAAUCCCCCCUAGCCUCCACUCUCCCUCUUCGCCCGCGCCUAGAACCUUCUAGAAGCACCUCGGCAUCCCGGAAACCCGAGGAGAGGCGGCGGCGGCGUGAUGUCGGCGAGGCUGCGGGUGGAGGAGCUCCGCGCCGAGCUGCAGCGCCGCGGCCUCGACGCCUCCGGCAACAAGCCAGUGCUCGUGCGGAGGCUGGACGCCGCCAUCCGGAAAGAGGAGGAGGAGGAGGCUGCGGUGUCCGCAGCAGCGAAGGAAGAAGCAGAUGCAGGUGGCGUGGUGGACGGCGAAGGGAAUGGCGAGGACAAGAGGAAGAGGAAAAGACGCGGUGAUGGAGAGGAUGUGGAUAACAGUGAAUCGGACGCGGCGAAGCUGGAGGGGAUGAGCUAUCGUGAGCUCCAGGCACUGGCCAAGUCGAGGGGACUCGCAGCAAAUGGGAGCAAGAAGGAGGUUAUUGAGAGGCUGCUCUGCGCCCCUUCUGAUACGGAUGGUGGAGUUCAGGACAAGAAGAAAAUCGCAAAAGAUGGUGACGACAGAGUUGAGGAGUGUAGAAAGGAGAAGAUUGUUACAGCCACAAGGAAAGGUGCUGCGGUUUUGGACCAGCACAUCCCUGACCAUAUAAAAAUGACCUAUCAUGUCUUGCAAGUGGGUGAUGAGAUCUAUGAUGCCACCAUGAACCAGACUAAUGUUGGAGACAACAAUAAUAAGUUCUAUAUCAUCCAAGCCUUAGAAUCUGAUGCUGGAGGAAGCUUCAUGGUUUACAAUAGAUGGGGGAGGGUAGGGGCACGGGGUCAAGACAAGCUACAUGGUCCCUUUUCAUCACGAGAACAAGCAAUAUAUGAAUUUGAGGGAAAGUUCCAUGGCAAAACCAAUAACCAUUGGUCAGAUCGCAAGAGCUUUGAAUGCUAUGCAAGGAAAUACACCUGGCUUGAGAUGGACUAUGGUGAAGCAGACAGGGAAACAAACAAGAAAGUCAGUCCCAGCACUGAUCAGAUAAAAGAAACGAAACUUGAAACUCGAAUUGCAAGUUUCAUAUCCCUCAUCUGCAACAUAAGCAUGAUGAAGCAGCAAAUGGUGGAAAUAGGUUACAAUUCUGAUAAACUUCCUCUUGGAAAGCUAAGUAAAUCCACAAUAUUUAAGGGUUAUGAUGUUUUAAAGAGGAUUUCCAAUGUUAUUUCGAGGGCAGACAGGAGACAGCUUGAACAAUUGACUGGGGAAUUCUACACUGUGAUCCCUCAUGACUUCGGUUUUAAGAAAAUGCGUGAAUUUAUUAUUGACACUCCUCAGAAGCUAAAAGCUAAGCUGGAAAUGGUUGAAGCCCUUGGUGAGAUUGAGAUUGCAACCAAGCUUCUGGAGGAUGAUUCAACCGACCAGGAUGAUCCAUUGUAUGCUCGAUACAAGCAACUUAGCUGUGACUUUACACCUUUGGAAGUUGGUUCUGAAGAAUACUCUAUGAUAAAAACAUAUUUGGCAAAUACCCAUGGAAAAACGCACACAAGCUAUACUGUUGACGUAGUGCAAAUAUUUAAGGUGUCAAGGCAUGGUGAAAUGGAACGGUUUCAGAAAUUUGCUACUGCAGGCAAUAGGAUGCUUUUAUGGCAUGGUUCUCGGUUGACUAACUGGGCCGGCAUUCUGUCUCAAGGUUUGCGAAUUGCUCCUCCUGAAGCACCUGUUACUGGCUACAUGUUUGGGAAAGGAGUAUACUUUGCUGAUAUGUUUUCCAAGAGUGCAAAUUAUUGCUAUGCUUCAGAAGCCUGCAGGUCCGGUGUGCUGCUUCUAUGUGAGGUUGCACUCGGUGAGAUGAAUGAGCUACUAAAUGCAGAUUAUGAUGCCAAUAACCUGCCAAAGGGAAAGCUAAGCACGAAAGGAGUUGGCCAAACAGAACCGAACACAGCAGAGUCGAAGAUCACGGAUGAUGGUGUGGUUGUUCCACUUGGAAAACCUAAGGCAGAGCCUUCAAAAAGGGGUAGCUUGCUGUACAAUGAGUUCAUAGUUUAUAACGUAGAUCAGAUAAGGAUGCGGUACGUUCUCCAUGUUUCCUUCAACUUCAAGAAACGGUAGACAAAAGUUGUAGUCAGCACGGAGAUGAAACCGUACCAUCUCAGUACUUGUAAGGUUAUGUCAUUGGGUGGUACAUAUAUUUGUGAACAACUGAGUCAGGCUGUUAGCCUUCCUAGCAUUUUGAUGUCGUGAUGCUGUGACAUGUGUGUAUAUAUGAACCAUCGCAAUGCAUUUUCUGUUUGAUUAACCUUUUCUUGACA
This is a messenger RNA of Oryza sativa Japonica Group (Japanese rice), 2331 nucleotides long. NCBI's taxonomy places the organism in Eukaryota, Viridiplantae, Streptophyta, Magnoliopsida, Poales, Poaceae. The record is from RefSeq and is a predicted model, not a curated record.